GAAGAAGAUCUACAAGUUAAUCUUUCAGAAGAUAAGCGAAUUUAUGGUAACUUAAUCUUAGAGCGUUUAAAGAAGAAUGUCGAACAAGAUAUGAAGACUCUACCGCUGGAUAACUAUUUCAUAGAGAAAGGUCCAAAUUCUGAUGAAGAUAAGUGUUUUAUCUUAAAUCCGGAUCAUCAAAAAGUAGAUUUAGAUAAAUACCAUUAUAUAAUUGAGCCUUGGCAACUUUAUUCAAAAACAGCCAAAAUAAACCCAUUAUAUUCGGCUUAUCUCGAUAAAAAUGUUCUGCUUUUAAUUGGGUGUCACACGGUUCAGGUUUGGCAUGAUCAAGAUAAAAAAAAAAAAACUCUAGAGUUCAUUAGUGUAAUCGAUAAAAGCAAAACCAGGGUUGAUGAUGGAACUAAUAUUAAACAAGUUAAAUAUGGAAAAAGAAAAUUUGAACUUGAAGUUCGAUCAGAAGAUUCUAAAUCAAUUGAAUCAAUUAAAAUGGGAGCUGAUGAUGAUAUAGUUCAUGCUGUAAAAGAGGCAUGUGAAUCGCUUAAGUUUUUAUAUCAGAUAUAUAAAGGAUCCGAAUAUGCCAUAUCAUUAUCCAAUGAAAUUCAACAUAUAAAAUUCAAAGAGAUAGUAAAACAAACACGAGAUAUUAUCGUAAGAUUUAUUCAUCUAUAUCCGAUUGUUUGGCGACUGUUAGACAUUAGAUUUGGUUUGUUGAACAUUCUCAUUGAAGCGAGGGAAUAUCAACUUAUAAAAUACAUAUUAUUUAAUGAAAAAAAAACCAUCGAUGGUCCCGAAGCACGUAUUCUUAAAACCCUUAAUUAUCUAGUAUCCAAAUCGGAAACAAAUGAACAACUUUUACAUGACAUAGAUCCAGAUCCGAACAGUUUAUUGCAUGAAAAGUCACUGCAUAUGCCGCAAUAUUCUGCAUGGGAUGGUGGAAACAAUGCGAUUCAUAGAGCGUUUGAAGAUGAAGAUCCCGUAUUUCUAGGAUAUUUUUUAGAAUAUUAUUCGAAUAAAGCAGUCGAAGAAAUCGGAUGGAUGAUUACAGUUAGUGAACUUCUACCGUGGCUAUAUGAUAAGGAAAAUGAAAAUUACGGAUUUUAUAAGUCUUAUGUCCAAUUAUUAUUUUAUAAACCUUGCUUUUGUGCAACGGGAUUAAAUAUACCCUUGUUUGAAUUUCUUGAAAUUCCGCCGAGCAUCGAUGAUUCCUUAGAAGUUUAUAUACCCCUAACUCAAUUGAUUUCAGAUGAUUCCGAAUUGGAAGUAAAAGAAAUUAGCCGUGAUAAAAUUCCUGAUAUUCAAAUGGUACCUUUAAUUAAUUUCACGACAUUUGAAAAUAUGUCAUCGAAAAGAAGAAAAAACGAUUAUAAAGAUUUUUUAAAGACUUUAAGGGCUGCAUUUUAUCCCAGCAAAUACGUCGAUCUUAAGAAAUAUCCUAUCCCUUUUCUUCAACUUGUGAAUAAAGUUGAAAAUUAUCCGAAUGAUCCAUUUUACUAUAAUCCAUCCAUGGAAGCUGCCAUGAAUUUUAUGUGGCAUUCUUCCAAAUCACAUUGGCGACAUACUUUAUAUAUUUUUAUAAUAUUUAUUUUUCUUGGGUAUGCAUCAUAUGUCGGAUUAAAUCAAUCGUCAACAGUAUAUGAUAUUUAUAAUGGGAGCGAAGUAGACUAUACUAUGAUUGAAGAAGAGCAGGAUAAUACAUUUUCAAACCCUUUUAGCGCUAUAAUUGCUGCAUAUAAUUGGGAUUCAAAUUCAUUUGAUGUUUGGGGAUUUUGGCCUCUCAUUAUAAUCGGUGUGAUUGGUAAUAUUAUUUUUGUCAUCAUACUGCAAAAUGUUAUUAUCUCAUUUAUGAGUGCUGCUUUCGAGGAUGCUGAUAAAGAAGGAAAACGUGCUGUUCUCAAUUAUCAAAGUAGAUUAAUUUAUGAUUAUGCGCUUCUUGAAGAUUCUGCUUUCACUACAGGAUAUAGUGAUUUUGACUCCAAGCUUAAGAAUAAGUUAAGAGUGAGGUAUGUUUGCUUUUAUAAUGAAUUACCUAUUACAAAAGCAUGGAAAGAAGAAAGUAAAGAAUGGGAAUCAAUUCCAAUAUAUUUAAAUGCUGAAAGUCAAAUACAAACAGAAGAUGAAAGUGAUUUUUUUAUCAAAAAGGAAGAUAUUAAAUUCAUUUGGACUUCUACGGAAAAUGAGAAGACAGCAGAAGAAACAGAUAAUAAGACUUGA
Molecule: messenger RNA, 2211 nt
Organism: Cetraspora pellucida
Lineage: Eukaryota; Fungi; Glomeromycota; Glomeromycetes; Diversisporales; Gigasporaceae
Source: the annotation of a GenBank genome assembly